This is a messenger RNA of Dichotomopilus funicola, 1683 nucleotides long. RefSeq names its product Sds3-like-domain-containing protein. Gene Ontology annotation, biological process: negative regulation of transcription by RNA polymerase II. The transcript has 2 exons. Bases 1 to 1683 code for a protein of 560 amino acids. Gene Ontology annotation, molecular function: histone deacetylase binding. NCBI's taxonomy places the organism in Eukaryota, Fungi, Ascomycota, Sordariomycetes, Sordariales, Chaetomiaceae. The record is from RefSeq and is a predicted model, not a curated record. Gene Ontology annotation, cellular component: Sin3-type complex.
AUGGCGACAACAGACGCCAUUAUGACCGAGGCUCCCGCCGCCCACCGGGUAGACCGUCGCGCCAACGGCUCUCCGCCCCCUCAGUCCAAGCGUGACAAGCGCCGCCAGAUGCUUGCCGACCGCCUGGCCUCUCUCUCGGAUAAGCUCAACAAGGACAAGGACCAGGUGUUUCGCGAGCAACUGCACAAGAUACAGAUUGAUACAACAUUGGUUAUGAGGGUGGACCCUUACGUUGACCGGCCCUUGGACAACUUUGAGCAAGACCAACAGAGGCUGCACCAGCUUAACGGAGACGCCGAUGGCCAGCCUGGGCCACAGACGCUGCUCGACCGAGCCGGGCCGAGGUUUUCUCAAUGGAUGGAGAACAUCCAAGACUUGGUUGAGGAGCGCGACUACGCCUUGACAAAAUACAAGUUUGACCACGAGAAGAAAACCUCCGAAUACCUCACGACACACGCUUUUAAAGCGGAAACGGCCAACCGAGAGUACCGGGCAUUGUCGCAGACGCUCCGCGACCGAUUGAUCAACGUGAUCCUGAGCAAAAAAUCCCGAUUGAACAAGGAGAAGGAAGCCCUCGAGAUAUCGGACGCCUCGGCCCUGCUACUGCACCCCAACCAGUUUAGCAUCACCAAUCCCGCAAGCCCAGGGGGUGCGCACGGCAAGCGGGCCACGCGGCAAAGGCGAGAGAUUGAGGACAUGACUUUUGAAGGCAAGAAGAGGAAGCGACUGAAUAACAAUAACGAUGACGACGGUUCGCCUGCGCCCCAACGGAGGGUACUGGAUCCCACCGUCACGACGCCGCUCUGGCAGACCGAUCGUCUAGCUACGCGCAAGGCCACGGGCACCGUAUACAGCCUCGACAAGCUAUUCACAGAUAAGGAGCUGGGGAUGGCGUCUAGUGCAGCGACCCUGGCGGCUCGCAAGUACAUCCUUACCCAUAAGCCCAAGCUUGACGAGAACGGCCGGCCGAUCAAGUCCUCGGACAGCAGUGACUCUGGUGCUGGCGACAAUAACGAAGAUGAUUCGGACUCAAUCCCUUCGGCGCCCAUGAUGGAGCGGAAUGUGUCGCAUGCCACUCGCAGCGCCAGAGGAGGCGCUAACAACCCGAACUUUCUCGACGACAAGCUCAUUGGCAUGGAGAUGCUCGCCAAUUUUGACUUCCAGGGUAACUUUGACCGCAUGUUAGCGUCAGACCCAAAAUUACCGCCGACCUUUCCGUCAACCUAUACUAAGGCUAGCAAGCUGGAGUAUAACGUACCAACCAUGCUUAGCUCCGAGGAUUCGCAGAGCGACCUGUUGGUCAUGCAAGCGCUUCGGCAGUACGACGACACGCACGGCGUGGGGUCCAAUUUUUCAGUAGAGAACGGCAGUCGCAAGCUGCUGGAGGCGGCGUCCAUGCCAGCCCAGGAUGCGCGGUUCGUCGCGUACCUCCAGGGAGAACGGCCGUCAGAGAACCAGGUCCGCAAGCAGUUGGGGUUGCCGAUCUUGUCUGAUACCGUCGAACCGGUUAUGUCGGAGCGCGCAGCAACGCCCAAGCCCGGUUAUGGCGGGACGCCCGGCCCAUCGCCAGCUAAGGGGGCGGUGCUUGGAGGCGUGUCUAUGAGCCGACAAUCGAGUGCGAACGGGGUGCCGAUGAGUAGGACGAGUAGUCGUAAAGGGGGACGGGGUGGGCGUGGGGGCUAG